This is a messenger RNA of Adelges cooleyi (spruce gall adelgid), 1082 nucleotides long. RefSeq names its product neuroendocrine protein 7B2 (gene 7B2). Gene Ontology annotation, biological process: regulation of hormone secretion; neuropeptide signaling pathway. Gene Ontology annotation, molecular function: enzyme regulator activity. The transcript is spliced from 7 exons. Gene Ontology annotation, cellular component: secretory granule. NCBI's taxonomy places the organism in Eukaryota, Metazoa, Arthropoda, Insecta, Hemiptera, Adelgidae. The record is from RefSeq and is a predicted model, not a curated record. The coding region runs from base 158 to 910 and encodes 250 amino acids.
AACACGCCUAUUGAUCGACCACGGCGAUAUCGGCGCCCCCACUGGCGACCACAUCGCCGUCGUCGUCGUCGUCGUCGUCUACCUGUGGAGUGCAGUGGACACAGGCCAUUUAUGCGGGUCAUAUCAUACAAAAAGGCUUACGAAAAACUUCACUAUUAUGGCGACGAACGUUAUUACAGUACUGUGUAUAACAUUGGUGCCCGUCUGCGUCAUCGCGUAUGGCAAGUUCUCCGCAAGUACAAAAGACUCUGAGUACAUGCGAACUAAACUGCUGGAAAACGUCAUUGACCAAUUAGAAAAAGACAUCGCCAAAUCGGAAAUAGACAACAAAUACGUUCAGUUCGGCCGGAUGAAGACAACGGAGGAACAAGGCCCUUUGCACACCGCAGACUACGAAGAAGACGAAGUCGACGACACCAACAUUGUGCCUUCGAUCCGGGACAACGAAUACUUACAACACAGUUCUUUGUGGGGAGCUCACUACGUUAGCGGCGGCGCGGGCGAAGGAGUUCAGACCUUGAACCCCGACAACCCGAUUAAGAACAGGAACGAAGUCAAGACAGAUUCCACGUUGCCUGCAUACUGUAACCCGCCCAAUCCAUGUCCAGUAGGUUAUACAGAGGAAGACGGUUGCAUAACCGACUUUGAAAAUACAGCGGCCUUUAGCCGUGACUAUCAGGAAUCACAGGAAUGCAUGUGCGAUUCGGAACACAUGUUCGAUUGCGGGAAGUCAAACGCAGCCAACAAAAACAAUUUGGACGUAGACGAAUUGGUUAGGAAGUUUCAAGUGGAAGACGAACAUAAAAAUUUGGUAGCGAAAAAAUUCCACGUGAAAAAGGCUUUCAAUCCGUACUUGCAAGGAGAAUUUCUUCCAGUAGCGGCCAAAAAGGGAAUCAACAUUGGAUUUUAAUCGAUCGUCUCGGCACCUGACAAAUUAAUAAUAAUAAAAAUCAUUCUCCAAUAGAUAAUUUCAAAAUUAAUAUUAAAACAGUUAUAAUCCAUCUCGGACAUAAAUAUCGUUUAAAUAGUUUUGAUCCACAACAAUUAAAAUUUUUCUCAUUAAAUCGAUACGAUUUAUUAAA